CGACUCUCUUUUCCACGGAGGCCCAACUGGAAGCGAGCAUUGUCAGACGCAAAGGCAAAGCAAAGCACAGAGCAAUUCCAAUUCCAAUUCCAAUUCCAAAUUCCAAUUCCCAGUUCCCAGUUCCCACCCACCCUCGAAACCCUAACCCUUCUCUGUCACCUCCAUAUCCGACACCACUCCUGCUUCUCCAAACCCCAAUCUCUCUCUCUCUCUCUCUCUCCGAUUCUCCGCGAAAAUCCCACAUAGAAGCAAGUAUAUACUCUAUACUUAUUGUAGCUGCACCGAUUUCUAGCAGGAAAAUCAACCGUCUCCGGCAUGGCCGCCAACCCACCGGAGGGUUACGCCGACGACUUCCUCGACCAAAUCCUCUCCAUGCCGUCGUACGCGGGCCUGGCCUCUACGGAUUCCAGCUCGGGCCAGACCACGGCGUCUCAGCUGACUACCGCCGCCGGCGCCGGUGGAGGAGGGUUCCAGCAGCCGUUUGUGCCGUUGGGUCUGAGCCUGGACAACGGCCGGGAGGACGUUCAUGGCGGGGCUGCUGGUGUGAAGAGUGAAAGGGAGUCUGUGAAUAUGGCGAGUUUGUUCCCGGCGUUCGAGCAUUUGCAGCCUCAUUCUGUGCGCCAAACUGUGCCUCAGGCUUUUCAUGGACAGUUGACUCCCAGCACAACAGUCACUGUGCCACAGCCACCUCCCAUCCGUCCAAGGGUGCGGGCCCGUCGGGGACAAGCCACUGAUCCCCACAGUAUUGCUGAGCGGUUGCGUAGGGAAAGAAUAGCAGAAAGGAUGAGAGCUUUGCAGGAUCUUGUUCCAAGCUGCAACAAGACGGAUAGGGCUGCCAUGCUUGAUGAGAUUCUGGAUUAUGUGAAGUUCUUAAGGCUCCAAGUCAAGGUUCUAAGCAUGAGUAGGCUGGGCGGAGCUGGUGCAGUGGCACAACUUGUGGCUGAUAUCCCACUGUCAGUCGAGGGAGACAACAGUGGAGGCGAAUCCAAUGACCGGGCCUGGGAUAAGUGGUCAAAUUAUGACAUAGAGCAAGAGGUAGCUAAGCUAAUGGAAGAAGAUGUUGGUGCUGCAAUGCAAUAUCUCCAAUCUAAAGGGCUUUGUAUCAUGCCGAUAUCCCUUGCCGCGCUAAUCUAUCCCAAUUCUCAGCCACUGGAUGCCUCCACCCAUGUCAAGCCUGAGCCAAAUGGCCCGUCAUAGAUGUUGACGCCCAAUUGCACGUGCCUGCAAGAACUCCCGCUACUUUAAGUUACUUUUCUUAUAUCCCUACCUAUCAUCACUUAUUAUCUAUCUUCCUUGGUAUUCCGCGGCAUUGCAGUCGCAGUCAGAUGCCAUAAUUUUGCUUUGCUCACCCUAUUACCUCCUUUAAGCUUUGCCAAACAAGGUGCCAGUGCCAUACGACAUCUUGAAGAAAAUUCAGGAAAAUGAAGGGCUUGGUCAUGGUUGGUGCGAUCAAAGCCAAGGGAGGGAUAUUCAAAGUUAUCUCCAUAAAGCAUCCCACUUUUUGUUGUGGCAUUGUGGGGACCUUGGGGCUUUUCUGGGUGGAUGGUGGGGCAUUGUAAAAGAAUGGAGAAAGGUAAACUCGCUAUAAUGCUCUUUAAGAAAACAGUUGUAAUGGAUUUGGUAAGUAAUUGUCCAGGAAUGACAUCUGUUUUUCUUUUUGUUUUCAUAGCCAGAAGAAACUCUCACAUGUGUGCCAUUACCCAAAUGGUCAAAUUGUUUGAUAUGGAUGCAAUUAAUCAUGAGCCAUGGACUUUAGGAAGACUGAGAA
Diospyros lotus (date-plum) is the source of this 1768-nucleotide messenger RNA. Its product is annotated as transcription factor UNE12-like. The record is from RefSeq and is a predicted model, not a curated record. Gene Ontology annotation, biological process: regulation of transcription by RNA polymerase II. Bases 316 to 1197 code for a protein of 293 amino acids. Gene Ontology annotation, molecular function: RNA polymerase II cis-regulatory region sequence-specific DNA binding; protein dimerization activity; DNA-binding transcription factor activity, RNA polymerase II-specific. The transcript has 7 exons. Gene Ontology annotation, cellular component: nucleus. Lineage: Eukaryota; Viridiplantae; Streptophyta; Magnoliopsida; Ericales; Ebenaceae.